This is a messenger RNA of Oikopleura dioica, 1542 nucleotides long. Lineage: Eukaryota; Metazoa; Chordata; Appendicularia; Copelata; Oikopleuridae. The record is from the annotation of a GenBank genome assembly.
AUGAAAAUUUCGACUGUUCUCUUCGGAGUUACAGUAGGUGACUAUUUUUGGACAGUUGAGGAUCCAGCUGGAACCAUCACAUCAGUUGGCUAUCCAGGGGGAUAUUCAAAGAGCGAGCAAUGGAAAUUCCGCGCCCCAGGGGCGGCAAAAUACACUUUCAUCUUUGAAGACAUCGAUCUUCAUCCCGAUUGCAACAGCUACGUGAAUGUCUAUGACGGCGGCUACACUCCUCGUUGGACGCUUUGCGACUCUGACACUGGAAAAGUCAUCACAGUCAAUCACUAUCGGCCGGAAAUUUAUCUGCAGAAGGGAUAUGGAUACAUUCCGCCAGAGAAAAGAGGGCUCAAAUUUAGCUUUUACAUCAAUGAUGAGUACGUUUCGACGACAACGACGACUACGGAAGGAACAACGAUCACCUACACGACAGGCGACUCAACUACUAUCGACUCAACCACAACUCCCAUUUCACCAUCCUCAACUGAAUCCACAACAAGCACGACAACCGAGAGCACCACUUCCCCGCCUCCAACAGACACCACAUCCACAGAAUCAUCCACAACCACUAUGACCACCGCUUCUGCCGUUCCAGAUCAUACCAAUAUCGCUGGAUACCCAACACCUCCGCCUUACCCAGCUCCUGGAUCAGGCAACUUUCCCCCCGGAGAUUUGACCGCGGACGAAAGCUGCGGAAACUCAGUUUUUGAGCCGGUCAUUCAAGGAUUCGACUAUGUUGCUCAAGAUCGUUAUGUCCGAAACGGAGAAGAAGGAAGAUCCUCAUUUUUCUCAAACGACCGCGUCGUCAACGGAGAAGAAGCCGUCCCCCACUCCUUCCCCUGGCAGGCUGGAAUCGGAACGCAAUACAAUUUCUACUGUGGCGGCACUGUUGUUGCGCCAAAUUGGGUGGCAACUGCUGCUCAUUGCGGAGAACUGGUAUUUAUUGGCUCUUACUCGAGUGAUAUCGCUGUUGCUGGAGCACAUGAUUAUCGAAACGAUAAGACGAACCAGCAAAGUCAGGAGAUCAAGGAAGUGUUCAUGAAUCCAAACUGGGAGAAGAGAGGCAAACAACAAGAUGUGUGCAUGCUCAAAUUGAAAGGCUCCUUCACAUUCAACGACUACGUCCAGCCCGCUUGUCUUGCCCACAAGGACUGGUCUCUCCCAGAUGGAUUCCUGUGCGUCGUUUCUGGCUGGGGCAUGACCUCGGAAUCAUCCUCCGGCGCUGGCUCCCCGGUUCUUCGACAAGCAGCGUUGAACUACAUGAACGAUGAUGACUGCCACAAGCUGUACAAGGAAGGCAACGGACUUGAGACCUCUGGUGACAUGCAAUGCUUCGGAACACGGCCACUGAAUCCACCAAAACAAGGCGCCUGCAAUGGCGACUCCGGCGGGCCGCUUCACUGCUUCAUCCACGGAAAAUGGUACUACUCCGGCAUCGUAUCCUUCGGAGCUUCCAAGUGUGAUACUAACAUCGCUUCCGUCUACGGAAAAGUCUACAACUACAAGAUUCAUGACUACAUUCUCGAUACAAUGGCGCAAAAUCCCUGA